Drosophila ficusphila is the source of this 1172-nucleotide messenger RNA. It is a transcript of the gene Cdk2, whose product is annotated as cyclin-dependent kinase 2. The coding region runs from base 102 to 1046 and encodes 314 amino acids. Gene Ontology annotation, biological process: protein phosphorylation; signal transduction; regulation of gene expression. Gene Ontology annotation, cellular component: nucleus; cytoplasm; cyclin-dependent protein kinase holoenzyme complex. Gene Ontology annotation, molecular function: ATP binding; cyclin binding; cyclin-dependent protein serine/threonine kinase activity. The record is from RefSeq and is a predicted model, not a curated record. Lineage: Eukaryota; Metazoa; Arthropoda; Insecta; Diptera; Drosophilidae. The transcript is spliced from 7 exons.
GUAGCAUCACUAAAGAAGAAGAAUUUCCCUCCAAAAAAGUUGAGUUUAUUUUGCCAAUAGCGAGCCAAGAACUUUGUUUACCAACUGAGUGAACCAACUCAAUGACAAAAAUUCUAGACAACUUCCAACGGGCCGAGAAAAUCGGCGAGGGUACCUACGGAAUAGUUUAUAAGGCGCGGAGCAACGCCACCGGGCAGGAUGUGGCGCUCAAGAAGAUCCGGCUGGAAGGCGAAACGGAGGGCGUUCCUUCAACGGCCAUUCGAGAGAUCUCCCUGCUGAAGAACCUCAAGCACAAAAAUGUGGUGCAACUAUUUGACGUGGUGAUCUCCGGAAACAAUCUGUACAUGAUAUUCGAGUACCUGAACAUGGAUCUAAAAAAGCUGAUGGACAAAAAGAAGGAUGUUUUUACACCUCAGUUGAUUAAGAGCUAUAUGCAUCAGAUUUUAGAUGCUCUUGGCUUUUGCCACACCAACCGAAUACUGCACCGGGAUCUCAAGCCACAGAACCUUCUCGUGGAUACUGCAGGCAAAAUUAAACUGGCUGACUUUGGUCUGGCUCGAGCCUUCAAUGUGCCCAUGAGGGCGUAUACCCAUGAAGUGGUCACCCUUUGGUACCGAGCUCCAGAGAUUUUACUGGGCACCAAGUUCUACUCCACGGGCGUGGACAUCUGGAGUCUGGGCUGCAUUUUCUGCGAGAUGAUCAUGCGACGCUCCUUGUUUCCCGGAGACAGCGAAAUCGACCAGCUUUACAGGAUAUUCCGCACCUUAAGCACACCCGAUGAAACCAAAUGGCCGGGAGUAACGCAGCUGCCGGACUUUAAAGCAAAGUUUCCCAGGUGGGAGGCCACCAACAUGCCGCAGACCAUAACCGAACACGAGGCCCAUGAACUUAUAAUGUCCAUGCUGUGUUACGAUCCCAAUCAGCGAAUCUCCGCCAAGGACGCUAUGCAGCACGCCUACUUCCGCAACGUUCAGCAUGUUGACCAUGUGGCCCUGCCCGUGGAUCCCCUGGCAGGCAGUGCCUCGCGCCUCACGCGGCUCGUCUGAUCGUGACCCAUAGCCCCAGAUCUAGCAAAUUACUUGUGAUCUUUAGUAUACUGCCAGCUCCAUUUCAUCCAUUCCCCACCUAAUCCACACCUAACACAAACGAUAAAUACACGAUCAUCAUCCAUA